AGUCAAUGCUCUCACUUACUAAAAGCUGCAAUCGCUCUGACGUCAUCCAACCCUUCAGCACAACCUAGAGUCUAUGGCUUCGAUAUUCUGCAGCUGCAUCCAGUCAGCUACAUCUACAGCACCAUCUAGGGAUCUACGUAAGCAAUCGUACGAAGGUACCUUUGUGAAUAGAAAAUCUACCCUACCCUAGGAUAUACGCGAAAUUGCUACGCAUGUAGAUAAAGAGCGGGUGGAACGCACGGAAGUGUCUUUGCUGACAGAGCGAGGUGUGAAACGCACAAGAGUGGGGUGGAGCCGUUAGCUUCAUCUUCGUGUUGUUGCACGGCAAGCCUGGGAUUCGGGUCGGCCACUUAAACCUGGAACUAUGGCUACAGGAGAGGUUGUGCUUAAUGGUGAUCGAACAUUUGAAAGUGUGGAGCUUGGAGAUGUAAGGAAGAAGAAGAAAAUUCCUCGAAGAAUUAUCCACUUUGCCAGUGGUGAAACCAUGGAGGAAUAUAGUACAGAUGAGGAAGAAGAGUUGCAGGAGAAAAGAGAUAUUUUGCCAUCUGUUGACCCAUUCUUGCAGACAAAGUUGACAUGGGGGCCAUAUCUCUGGUUCUACAUGCUGAGAGUUGCAACCUCCACACUUUCAGUGUGCGACUUCCUAGGAGAAAAAAUAGCAUCAGUUCUGGGGGUUAGUACACCUAAGUACCAAUAUGCAAUUGAUGAAUAUUACAGGAUGCAGAAAGAGGUUGAAGAGGAGGAAGAAGAGAAUGAAAUGUCUGAGCAGGCAGAGAAAAAGUACCAAGAGCAGCACACUCCACAGCAGCAUGAGACUUGCCCUGAGUCAGAGCAGCCUGAUGCCGCUAGUUCCUUUGUCAAUAUUAGUUUUGUAAUGGAAGGAGAUGACUCUGUAAAUUUGGCACAGAGGCAGGAACUGUCUGCUGUCCCGACUUAGAAGAAAGAGGAGACAAGAAAAAGCAACACCUGCCAAAAUGAAAACUGUGCCUUUCUAUGUUACUUGACCCUCAAGUGUGUGGUAAUAACAUAAAAUUCUUAAUACUUGACAUCGAGGAAACUAUCUCCAUUCACGCAGGGUUGACGUUAUUUGCAUACUGUUUUUGAAAAGGACACUCACAAGUGGUCAGGGCUAGUCAGCCAUUUUUAUAAAUCUAGUGUACACAAAUAUAUUAAUAUAUUGAACCAAACAUGCAUGUAUGUCUUCAUGUUACUUCCUCAUGUCCUAACAUAAAUGUCUGCUAUCCAAGACAAUUUUGGUGUUAGUUUGUUUUUAGGUUGAAUAUUCUGUGCAGAUUAUUUCAUUUACAAAAAUGGAGUUCCAUUUUUCUAAUACAGAGCUCCAAAUUCUCCGUAAAGACAUUUAUAUGGGCAGUGUCAGAGAGACAUAUCAAAAGUUUUGAUCGGUUGGGGUCUGAGUGUUUAGGCCCCAACUGAUAAGCAGGACGAGCCAGGAGAAAUGCAUGCUCAGCCCAUUCUUCCUUAACUAUUUGUCAUGUGUCCUACAUGGUCCUAUUAGAUAAGUCUAUGUGCUCACGUGGACACAGAGCAGGGAGAGACACUAUUGCGGGAGACUGUGUGAAUUUAGUAGCUCAGCUCCGCCUCCUUGACACAAUUAAAAAGAGAUUUUAUUAGUUCAGCAAUUACAAUCGGCUCCAGGAAAGGUAUGGGUUGCUUUUAUACCCUGGCAGUGAUCCAACAGUCCGCUGCUUAUAGCAGCAAAUAGGUUUGAAGGGAAUCUGUCAGCUCUCUGCCUGUGCAGAGGAUGCGUAUAAAAUUAUUAACCUCCUAAUGACUACCCAUACACCUUUUUUUAACAGUGGUUAUUAACCCCUUGGGGACAGAGCCCAUUAUAACCCUAAGGAUGGGAGCAUUUUUUGCACAACUGACCACUGUCACUUUAUGUAUUAACUUAUUACUGCUUUUACUUAUAAAUUUGAUUCUGAGAUUGUUUUUGUUUUUUGUGACAUAUUCUACUUUGUUAGUGGUAAAUUUCCGUCGAUACUAAUAAUUUCUUGGUGAAAAAUUCCAAAAAUUCGGGAAAAAUUUAAAAACUUUGCAUUUUUCUAACUUUGAAGCUCUCUGCUUGUAAGGAAAAGGGACAUGUCAAAUAAAUUACAUAUUGAUUCACAUAUACAAUAUGUCUACUUUAUGUUUGAAGCCCUCUGAUGUCUUACAUGUCAACUUUAUUUUAAUUUUUUCCCGAAAAUUUCAAAAUCAGAAUUUUUCAGGGACCAGUUAAGUUUAGAAGUGAAUUUGAGGGUCUUUAUGUUAGAAUCCCCUAUAAUGGACCCCAUUAUGAAAACUGCACCCCUAAAAGUAUUCAAAAUGACAUUCAAAGUUUGUUAACCCUUUAGAUGUUUCAGUCGAAUAGCAGCAAAAUGGAGGAGAAAAAUCAAUGUCCAUUUUUUUUUU
Hyla sarda is the source of this 2412-nucleotide messenger RNA. It is a transcript of the gene FAM177A1, whose product is annotated as family with sequence similarity 177 member A1. The transcript is spliced from 5 exons. The coding region runs from base 365 to 937 and encodes 190 amino acids. The record is from RefSeq and is a predicted model, not a curated record. NCBI's taxonomy places the organism in Eukaryota, Metazoa, Chordata, Amphibia, Anura, Hylidae.